Messenger RNA from Myripristis murdjan (pinecone soldierfish), 4755 nucleotides. It is a transcript of the gene ncapg2, whose product is annotated as non-SMC condensin II complex, subunit G2. The transcript is spliced from 27 exons. The record is from RefSeq and is a predicted model, not a curated record. Gene Ontology annotation, biological process: mitotic sister chromatid segregation. NCBI's taxonomy places the organism in Eukaryota, Metazoa, Chordata, Actinopteri, Holocentriformes, Holocentridae. Gene Ontology annotation, cellular component: nucleus; condensin complex. Bases 116 to 3559 code for a protein of 1147 amino acids.
CAAAUUUGCGCGGGUUUAUGUGCUUGUGGGUGGCUGUCAGUCGUCUGUUGAUACAUCAAAAUAUAAAUAGAAAGGUUUUGCGGACUGUCCUCUCUGUGCUCGGGAAGCUAAAAACAUGUCCAAGCGAGAGGCGUUUCUAGACGCCGUCUGUAAAGAAAAUGUCGAGGAUUUCCUCCGUUUUAUCCAACUUCAUAAGGACAAAACGGAGCCCUUCGAUGUGGAGGAGGUGCUGCAGGAGCUGCCCAGAGACCAGAGAGAGGCCCUGUGGGGAAGACUGGCCUCGCUGCUGCAGGAUGUCCUGCUUGAGUUACCCCCAGAGCGCUGGGAGCCGGGGCAGGACAAGGGGGAGAACAGGGAGCAGGGAAUGGAGGUGGAGGUGUCUUCAGACCCAAAACACACCAUGUCUGUUGUGGAUGGUGUCACACUAGUGGCCAUGGUGUCGUUAAAGGUCCUACAAGAUGGUGACACUUACAUCUCUCUCCUGGAAUGUGCUGACAGGCUUCAUGAUGUUCUAGUGGUGCUGCCUGUCUCGGAGACACCUCUGGAGCUCCACAUCCACAAACUGUGUGAAGCCUGGUGGAAGAAAGGGCUGCAGGGGAAAGAGAAGUUUGGCCGCACUGCUUUCCUCAUCUCCCUGCAGAAGACCUUAUUUUUGAAGAGACCCGGGGCUGAGAUCCAGAGGCUUUGGGGCCUCCAUGAUGUGCUUCUGGGCCUGGACUUUACAGCAGAGGACAACAAACAAAUAGUCGACCUGUUGCUUCAGUGCUUCCUUCAUGUCGUCUACAUUAGACACGACGAUGGAAAGCGAUUCCUGGUGUUCCUCUUUAGCUGGAACAUCAACUUCAUCUGGAUGAUUCACGCCACCAUCAAAAACCAACUGGAGUUCUUUGCCAAGGCCCUGACUAAUCAUAUAGCAGAGAUCUACUUCAGAGCAUGGAAGAAGGCUAGUGGAGUCUUCCUGGAGAAGAUUGAGAGCUUGUGCAUUCAAGACUUUAUGCAGCACGCUAUCCUGCUCCACAGAGCUUCGCCUGUCCAUGCUAAAGUCCGUCAGAUCGUGAGCUACUUCCACAAGAGGAAGGGCUGCCGCAUGGUGGACAAGAUGCUGUAUACACUCUACAAGCCCAUUCUCUGGAGAGCUCUAAGUGCUCCUAAUUUUGAGGUGCGAGCCAAUGCCGCUCUCCUUUUCACGGAGGCCUUUGCGAUCCAUGACCCUGAUCGGAGCAGCGAGGAAAUAGAUGAGACUAUUCAAAAGCAACUGGACACACUGAUGGGCCUCCUUGACGACCCUCACCCCCUGGUGCGCUCCACUGCCACCCUCGGGGUGUGUAAGAUCCUGGCCACAUGCUGGGAGAUGCUGCCCCCUACAGUCAUCACAGACUUCCUGAAGAAACUGGUGGUGGAGCUGGCUGCUGAUACCAGCUCCCCUGAUGUCCGCUGUGCUGUCUUCAAGUGCCUGACCAUUGUCCUGGACAAUGCUCUUAGCCAUCCACUGCUGGAAAAGCUGCUGCCUGCUCUGAAGUACAGCCUUCAUGACAACUCUGAGAAAGUCCGCACAGCUUUCCUUGACAUGCUGAUCAAGGUGAAAGCAGUGCGUGCUGCAAAGUUUUGGGAUGUGUGUAGCAUGGAUCACCUGCUGGCUCGCCUGGCUAUCGACUCCCAGCCCGUCUCCAAGCGCAUCGUCAACCUCCUUUUCAAAUCCUUCUUCCCUGUCAACGAGUCGGAGAAGGAGUGGUGUUGUCGCUGCAUCACCCUCGUCCAGAUGAACCCCAUGGCUGCCAGGAAGUUCUACCAGUACACCUACAUACACACAGCCCCCACCAACAUAAUAAAGUUGAUGCUGUCCAUACGGCGUGUUCUGAACAGCUGCGUCCAGAAUGACUGUGACCUGACUGAGAUUAACGACGGCAACAAGGAGAACAGCACUGUUGAACGUGUUCUGUCGGUGAAAGACACAGCCAUUGUGUCCAGCCUGCUGGAGGUGCUGGUCAUCCUGUGGAGAAGCAUCGAGAAAGCCCUGGAGCACAACAAAGAGGCCCAGCAGUACACCUAUGCCAAGUUUGGCAGUGUUAUGUCCAAAUACUUCAACACCUUUGAGGAUGAGCGUUGUACUGUUCCCCUCAUGCUCCUGGCCUCGUUUAUGCCCCCAGCUGCAGUCCCAACAUUCAGCUGCGGUGUCCUGUCCAGGCUGAGGAGGAUGGAGCCAGGAGCUGUCCCGUCAGAAUACAGUCAGCUGUUAGACUGCUUGUGUCGUUGGGGCCAGGUCGGUGACGUUCUCGAACUCGUCACUGACUGGCUCACCGAAGCCCUGCCCAAGAAGGCGAGCAAGGCGAGUACCAGUCGAACAGUGCGUAUCCAGGAGACGGUGGAGGCCAAACCAGACCUGGCACUGGCUUACCUGGUUUACCUGUUCAGUCACACCUCAACACGGGCGAGCGUCCUGGCUCUCAGUCAGGGUCCACUGAAGCAGCUCCAUACAGUCCUGGGCUCCUGGAGGUCGGUGCUGUACAAUCACCUCAGCUCCACCACAGCUAAUCCUAAAGAUCCCAGCGUCCAGACAGCACUGAAAGCCUUCACGUUCCACAGCCGACUUGGUGCACAUCUGCAGCAUAACUCCUCAGAGGGUCGUGACUACCUGCUGUCCCUGGAGAACGAGGCAGCAUGGGUGGCUGAGAGGGUGCUGCCCUUCCUGGCUAACCGUAGUGACGAUGACGGGGCUGAAUCAGAGACGUCACAGUCACUGGCCAGAGAAAUCACUGAGAGUUUCCUGACGGUGUGCCGAGAUGUUUUGCUGGUGGGUUUGGGGGAUGAAACGUUCAAGGGUCAAAUCCUCCACUUGUGCUCCCUCAUCCUCCUCUCAGAGAAGGGCUACCUGUGCGUUCCCCCUAUGCUGUCUGUCCUGAAGGAGGUGGCAGAAAGCUACACCCCUGAGGAAGACCAGGGCCAGGAGGACCAAAAGCACCCGACCACCGUCAUUCUGGGAGUAGUGGCCAACAUCUUCCAGAAGAUUGUGGAGCUCUUGGCUCGCUGCCUCAGGAAGGAGCCAGAGGAAGGAAAACAGCUGUGCCAGUCUGCUGUGUCCGGCAUGACAGACUUCCUCCGGGUGGUGCAGAUGUGGGAAGAUGUACCGGCCAACCCCCUGAGUGGGGUUUUCUCCACUCUGUUUGCUGUCAUCAUCGUGGAGAGGAGACAUGUGCUGCAAAAGGUUUCCCAUCCUGAGGAGGUGAUCACACCAGAGUCUGUGGAGGACAUGCCUCCUCUGUCCAGCAUCCUGCUGUCUGUUCUCCUCUCCUCGUCUCCUAUUACCAGGGCCUUUUUGACUGAGAUCAACUCGUCUCUGGACUCGGAGGCCAUCAGCUGUCUGACUGAGCUGGCUGCCGUCCUGCACAUCUUGGCCAUCAUCAAACACACGGGGAAGAUGAACGCAGAUUUGAAGAGCGCAGCGAUAUCCGUCCAGAGGCAGCUUCAGAAAUACGCCGUCGCAGCUGAAGACGGCGGAAACAUCCAGAGGUGUAUUUAUCAAUCUGCUGUAACGACCUUGAGUGACAUUCUGGAUUUAUGAACUUCCUUUUUGGGCAACUAUUUUGGGCCUGUGUGAUAUGUAACUUCUGCUUUACAGUUGUGUUUAAUGAAGCGGGGUGGAGCAGUAUUAUGUCUAUAAUGCUGGAAGGAUAGCAGCCAUAUAUCUUUGUCUGUCAAUGUGUUUCUAUCUGUCAAUAUCACUCGCAUAAAAUAAAGUUAGAACAAAUACCUAGCCAGUAUAAUUGCUAGGUGUGAUUGACUGCUUUGUGUGUGUAUUACAAGUAGAAAUACAAGAAAUGUGUUAAGGUAAGAUGAAAAUUCAUGAACCCCAUAGGCAAACUGGGCAUUUGACAUAAGGAUUUUACUUAUUAUUAUAAGUAAUAUAAUAAUAUGUUAUUAUAUUAUUAUUUUCAGGAGAUUGUAACAUGUUUUCUUCCAUCUUUUUUACUCUCGGUGGUAGAUUGGCUUGUAGCCUCCUUACAGCAGAGAGGAGUUUUUGCAGCAACAAAGUUUCGAGUGUGAAACUUUUUGUCAACAUCCAUUUUGGCAAAGCUUUUGACCACCUUUUUCUGUUCUCAAGGAAAAGUUCAUUUUGUAUUAAUGGAAAUUGACUCCUCCUUAUUACUGGCAGGAUGUGUGUCCUCAGUCUGGUGCUGCCAAAGUCACACAGAGUCUCAGCCUUUAGAGUUUAUAGUUUAUCAACAACAGUGACAGCCAGAUAUGUUGCCAGCACAGCUAACCCCACAGCAGCCAGGUAAAAAUGACACAGGAAAUAUUUGAAUUUGGUUUGGUGAUCAAAAUUAAAAAUACAAUUUGGACUGGAAACUAAAGCGAGAGGGACAAGGGACAUAUGGGGACCUGCUUGCUCUUCUUUUCUUCCUUUCUUUCUUUCUCCUCCCAGCUUAGCUCCACUUGUGCUUAUUUAUAGCUUGGUGGCAGCCAUUACUUGGGUCUUGUCUCUCAGGCUUUGUGCUUUGUGAGAGAAUUGAUGAUGUUAACAAAUAUUGAUUGACUUCUCCCACACCGCAAGAAUAACGUACAGCUUCUUGGAUUGACUGGCUUCUUGUUUGAAGCUAACAGAGUCCUUUCACUCCACUGUCACCCUGUUUAGAGUAUUGCAUAUGUAUGUUUUCUUUUUAUUUUCUUCUUACAGUGUAUGUUUUUCUAUCUGUAAGUUUGUCAACAAAUAGAUUUGGAUGUACUAACUAAAAGAAUAAAUCAAAUUGUAUCAACCAA